AUGACGGUCCUGAUAGCGGAGGCUCUAAACGUUUUGACGGCGUCGUCUUUGCCCGUGCCUUCUGUAUUGACAUGUGAUGCAUAUCCUUCUGCCAAGAAAUUUCUGCAAUCGCGUCCUGCUGGUGUGUACACAUGCGUGAGAGCGCAAUUAAAAGUACUGAAUUUAGAACCUGUUUUGUCCAGAGUGUUGGUCGAAUGGCCUUUUCAUGUGCAACGGCUAACAGCUGGUCUCGUUAUAAUGGAUAUCAAGUUCAAGCACGACAAGUUGAAGUUAAAGCGGUUACAAAUGGCUACAGAAGUAGUGGCUACGAACGUAAUGAUACAAUGGCAAGCAUCGGAGACCGUGGAUGGAAUGUUGUCUGUGCUCUGGUAUCCACUUGAAGAGAGUGAUGAUUACGGCGUUGCUGUCCAUAUUUGUGCAAUGCCACAACCCAAGUGUCUUGCAUCGACGGUGUUGGUCUACGGAGAAGGACGAGAGAACGCUCGAUGCAAACACACGCAGUGGAUCGAAGACCGAGUGCCACUUGAGACGCACAUGGCACACUUGAUGGAGACGCGAGGCGAGCCAAUUCACGAGGUUUUACUGAGUAAGGCGGCGCAGGGAGAAGAUCGAUUUCUUUUGGAAGGUCUAGUCACCAACUUCUUUGUUGUGAUGGAUGGACAAUUAUAUACGGCGGGCCAAGAUGUUUUACAAGGAAGUACGAGGGAGCUAGUGCUCAAAGCUUGCCGCGAUCUGUUCAUUCCAGUGAUUUUGGAGGCACCAAGACUUUUGGACCGGGAAUCGUGGCAAGCGGCAUUCGUAACAAGCGCCGUUCGUGUAGUGAUCGAUGUCACGCGUUUGCUGUAUGAAGAGAAAGUUAGCGAGCAUUUGGUGGUUCGUGAGACCUUGAUUCCGUGCGACAAAACUGGGCUGGUUCAGAGAAUUCGAGACCAGAUAUCAAUGCAGCGCAUGUAUCUUCAGUAG
Peronospora farinosa is the source of this 963-nucleotide messenger RNA. Lineage: Eukaryota; Oomycota; Peronosporomycetes; Peronosporales; Peronosporaceae. The record is from the annotation of a GenBank genome assembly.